GAGGAGUUCAGGGCAGCAGUUUCAGCACGAUUCUCUAGUACAACACCCUGCGUUUCACCCUAGAGAAGGAAUGUUGGCGAAGCUCUCUACCACAUGGAAACUGCUCUUAAAGCUGCUGGGCCCUGGAAUUGUGUUCAGCAGUCUGAAACCAACCUUCCACUUUUCUCAUUCACCCUCCCACUCGGGGCUAGUGCACACCUAUUGAGGAAAACCAAACAACUUCAAAACAGACACAACGUCACCUUGAUUUCUGCUGAGAUGAAGACCGUGCGGCCCACCCUCCUCUUGUUACUGUUCAUGCCUCUGACCCAGCCAGCACCCCCAGCGCAGCAGGACUCACGCGCUGUCUACGAGUCCGAGUACGGAGCAGAUAAUUUUGAAGAAACCCUAUAUUACUAUGAGGAUAACUACCAAGAUGGAAAGCAUAUCAAGGAAGAUGUUCCUAUGAUAAUACCUGAGAACAGUUUUCAGUUACAAAGAGAUGACACUGCCACACCAUUACCCCCCAAGAAAGAGAAUGAUGAAAUGCCCACCUGCCUACUAUGUGUGUGUUUAAGUGGCUCUGUGUACUGUGAAGAAAUUGAUAUUGACACUGUACCCCCCUUGCCAAAGGAAUCCGCCUAUCUUUACGCACGAUUCAACAAAAUUAAAAAGCUGACUGCUAAAGAUUUUGCAGACAUACCUAACUUAAGAAGACUUGAUUUUACUGGAAAUUUGAUAGAAGAGAUAGAAGAUGGUACUUUUUCAAAACUUUCUCUGUUAGAAGAACUUUCACUUGCUGAAAAUCAACUACUGAAACUUCCAGCUCUUCCUCCAAAGCUCAUUCUAUUUAAUGCAAAACACAACAAAAUCAAGAGUAGAGGAAUCAAAGCAAGUACAUUCAAAAAAUUGAAUAAGCUCUCUUUCCUCUACUUGGACCACAAUGCCCUGGAAUCUGUGCCUCCUAACUUACCAGAAAGUCUGCGUAUAAUUCAUCUGCAGUUUAAUAACAUAACUUCAAUUACAGAUGAUACAUUCUGCAAGUCUAAUGACACCCGUUAUAUUCGGGACCGUGUAGAAGAGAUUCGUCUGGAGGGCAAUCCAAUCGACCUGGGAAAGCAUCCAAACAGUUUCAUUUGCUUAAAAAGAUUACCCAUAGGGUCUUACUUCUAACCACUGUCAAUACAGUGUACAAGCAAAAGUACCUAUUAAUACCUAUUAAUCUGUCUCAACAAUGUAUAAAGGAAUAUCCAUACUGGUUUAACAUUAACCUUGUAUCCCAUUAUGAAGGAAUUAUACAUUUUAAGCAAAGAUGUGCCAAAAUCUUACUGCAAGCAGACUGAAUUUCUAAGUCAAAAACAAAAUAAUGUGAAAAAAUUUUAAAAGCAGUAAAAAAAAUCUUUGUAGUUUAUAUUAGAGUACCAUUUAAAAGGCAUGUCUUAGUAUAAAUACAACAUUUGAGACACAUUAUUCUCAUUACUAAUGAAUUAAGUAAAGUCUAAGAAACUUGCAAUUGUUUGUCUUUCCUGACCUUUACUGUACCUCUUUAGGGAAGCUGUUCCAAAAGUUCUGAAAAACUAAAUAUUUCCAGCGAUCACCCAUGUUUCUUAGACGAUUCAUACCACACACUAUGAAGCUAGAACUCUGUUUUCUUCCUAUGAAGGCAGCUAUCUUAGUGUAUUUUCACUUAGCCUGAGAAAUUGGGCAUGGUCCCAUGUUUAGGAAAAAAUUUUCAAAUAAAGUACAGUUUUACUCUCUGAUAAACUGCUUAAAUACAAAUGUUCAAUUUUCUGUUGUGUGGUCACAUAAUCUUUAGUAAAAUAAUAAAAUUUUCUUUAAUCUA
This is a messenger RNA of Cavia porcellus (domestic guinea pig), 1822 nucleotides long. It is a transcript of the gene Ogn, whose product is annotated as osteoglycin. Gene Ontology annotation, cellular component: extracellular matrix. Gene Ontology annotation, biological process: articular cartilage development; bone development. Bases 94 to 1152 code for a protein of 352 amino acids. The record is from RefSeq and is a predicted model, not a curated record. NCBI's taxonomy places the organism in Eukaryota, Metazoa, Chordata, Mammalia, Rodentia, Caviidae. Gene Ontology annotation, molecular function: protein binding. The transcript is spliced from 7 exons.